AUGUCAAAGCACUCAAACAUACCCGAAGAGGUUGAUGUGGUAAUCGCAGGCGGAGGAACAACCGGUGUACUGGUUGCUACACGCCUAGCAAAAGCAGACCCGAACCUGUCUAUACUUGUCCUUGAACAUGGACCGAAUACAAGAGACAACCCCCUGGUCGUGAAUCCAGCAUUCUAUCUGAUGAACAUUGCCCCUAACUCACCACGAGCUUCGUUUUAUAAAUCCAAGCCAUCAAAAGAGCUCGCUGGGAGAGAGUCUAUUGUUCCGACGGGAAGGUGUCUAGGUGGUGGAAGCUCCAUAAAUUUCAUGGUCUAUUCAAGACCGCAAGCAAUUGAUUUCGAUGCAUGGAAUGUACCGGGAUGGACUGGCAAGGACAUGAUACCUAUGUUCAAAAAGUACGAAAACUUCCAAGACACAGACCCGGCCAUUGAUUCCAGUGUUCACGGCUACGAUGGCGAAUUUAGUGUAUCUGCAGGAACCAAUGCUCAGCCGGCAUUUCAGGAAGACUUCUUCAAAGCUUGCUCGAAUGUUGGGAUUAAUACGACGGCAGACGUUCAAAGUUUUCGUACAGCAAAUGCAGUUGGCAAAUUCAACAUGUGGAUAGAUCAAAAGACUGGUCUCAGACAAGACGUUGCUCACUGUCUCUUGUUUCCAUUACUUGACGAGGGUAACACCAAACUUCAGGUCGCGACAGAUGUCAGCGUCAAUAGAAUCAGGUUCGACGACAACAACAGAGCCAACGGUGUAGAGUACACGGUAAGUGGAAGUACCCCAACAAUGGUCAAAGCACGCAAACUCGUUGUACUUGCCAGCGGUGCUUUGGGCUCUCCACAAGUUCUUGAAAGGUCCGGCGUUGGCGACAAGAACCUGUUAUCAAAAUUGAACAUUCCAGUCAUAUCUGAUCUACCCGGCGUUGGCAGCAAUUACCAAGACCACAAUGUCGUCUUCUAUCCUUACAAUUCCUCUGCCGGAGCGGAAGAAACGAUUGAUGGGGUAGUGAGUGGUCGACUAACACUGGAGGAAGCCCUGAAACAGAAGCAGGCAAACCCAGCACGCAAUGUCAUAGGUUGGAAUGGGUUGGAUUGUGUAGGAAAACUCCGUCCCACAGAAGUUGCAUCCCUUCAUCCUACGCUGCAAAAGGCCUGGGAGGAAGAUUUMAAGCCACAGCCGGAGAAACCAUUGAUGUUGAUUGCAACUAUAGCCGGAUUUGUCGGUGAUCACUCCGCUGUUGAUGUAGGACAAUACUUCUCAUGUGGUCCAUAUACGCCUUACCCAUACUCACGAGGGUCGAUUCAUAUCACGGGGAAGUCAAUGACUGACGAGCCUGAUUUUGACUGCGGAUUUCUGUCGGAUCCAGUGGAUCUGGAGAAGCUGGUUUGGGGCUACAAGUUGCAAAGGGAGAUUGCUCGCCGAAUGACUCAUUACCGUGGUCCACUUGCGGAUGGUCACCCAACUUUCCCAGCUGGAUCAAAGGCAAAAUAUGAUGUUGUGGAUAGAUUAUCGAAAGUGCAAGGAGAGCUGGUUCCUAUUGAGUACUCCGCGGAAGAGGACGAAGCUAUCAGGAAUUUUAUCCGAGAGAGAGUCCACACCACAUGGCAUAGCAUGGGCACAUGCGCAAUGAAGCCCCGAGAAAAUGGAGGAGUCGUGGAUCGUGAUCUGAAUGUUUACGGUGUCGAGGGUCUCAAGAUCGUUGACUUGUCGAUCUGCCCACUGAAUGUUUCUGCAAACACGUAUGCCACCGCUCUCGCCGUUGGCGAAAAGGCGGCUUCUAUCAUUGCCAAGGACCUUGGUAUUUCAUAUUCCGUGUGA
This is a messenger RNA of Talaromyces amestolkiae, 1809 nucleotides long. RefSeq lists its product as uncharacterized. Lineage: Eukaryota; Fungi; Ascomycota; Eurotiomycetes; Eurotiales; Trichocomaceae. The transcript has 5 exons. The record is from RefSeq and is a predicted model, not a curated record. Bases 1 to 1809 code for a protein of 602 amino acids. Gene Ontology annotation, molecular function: oxidoreductase activity, acting on CH-OH group of donors; flavin adenine dinucleotide binding.